AUGGAGGGUAUACUUUAUAAAUGGACGAAUUAUUAUAAUGGAUGGCAACCUCGGUAUUUUGUAUUAGAUGAAACAGGUGUUCUUUCAUAUUAUAAAUCAAGUGAAUUGAUUCAUGAAGGAUGUAAAGGUUCAUGUUUAGUACUUGCCUGUGAAGUGAAAGUUCCUCCACAUGAUCCAUUUCGUUUUGAUUUAAUUAUUCCUGGCGAACAAUUUUUUUGUUUAAAAGCUAAAUCACAACCUGAACGACAACGUUGGCUUGUUGCUUUAGGAACACAUAAAUCAAGAGGAACAAAAUCUACAACAUCAAUUCCAAUUAAUAAUAAUAACAAUAAUAAUAAUAAUACAUCAUCAACAUUAGCUACACAUUUAUCAGCAAUUGAUCAAGAAAUAAAACUAAAAGUACAAGAAUUACGUCUCUAUGAAACAGUUCUUACACAACGUGUUCAUGCUAUUAAAUCUAUAGCAAAUGAUACACCAAUACCUGAUGUUACAAAAUUAGAUGAAUCAUCAUCAAUGUUAAAUAUAACAUGUGAUGCAUUCAUUCAUACACUUGACGAAUGUGUUAAAUUAGCGACUGGUGAUUCAUCUCAAUCUUUACUUUUACUUUCUCCAUCUCCACGAAAACUUUCAAAUAGAAUCUCAACUAAUCGACAGUCAUUUACUGAACAUGAACCAACUAAAUCUGUAAAUUCAAUAGCAACAACAAUUUUACCAAAACAAAUUAUUUAUAAAACAUUUUUUUCUCAAAUUCCUAAUACAUUCGCACAAUUAAGUUGUUUAGCAUUUCAUGAAAUACAUUCUGAACUUUUUCUUUCUAUCUGUGAACAAUAUCUUACUCUUAUUGAUAAAUUUAAUAGUACAACAUUUACUCCAUUACGUGCAGAUGCUAAUGGUAAUAUUAGUAAAUUAAGAAGAAAAAUAAGUAAUGAUCCGAGUAAAUAUCAAACUUUAUAUUCAAUUGUUAAUGAUGAAAUAAUAUCAAAAACAAUAAAAGAAAAAAAUUCCGCAACUGAUUCACUUCUUUGGCUUAAAAGUGUACUAUGUAUUCUAUCUAUGAGAAAAAAAUAUGAACUUGAACGGAUAUUAUCACUUGAAAGAAUUCUCUUAUUAAAUAAAAUAACUAUUCGAUUACAUCAUAUUGAAAUAUAA
Molecule: messenger RNA, 1149 nt
Organism: Adineta steineri
Lineage: Eukaryota; Metazoa; Rotifera; Eurotatoria; Adinetida; Adinetidae
Source: the annotation of a GenBank genome assembly